This is a messenger RNA of Leishmania braziliensis MHOM/BR/75/M2904, 1206 nucleotides long. It is a transcript of the gene GP63-2, whose product is annotated as GP63, leishmanolysin. NCBI's taxonomy places the organism in Eukaryota, Euglenozoa, Kinetoplastea, Trypanosomatida, Trypanosomatidae. Gene Ontology annotation, cellular component: membrane; cytoplasm. The transcript has a single exon. Gene Ontology annotation, biological process: cell adhesion; proteolysis. Gene Ontology annotation, molecular function: metalloendopeptidase activity. Bases 1 to 1206 code for a protein of 401 amino acids. The record is from RefSeq and is a predicted model, not a curated record.
AUGGAGGGCGACGUGUGCGGCACCUUCAAGGUGCCGGAGGAACACGUCACGGUAGGCGUCAGCAACACCGACUUCGUGCUGUACGUCGCCUCCGUGCCGAGCGAGCCGGGCGUGCUGGCGGCUGCUGUGAUCUGUCAGACAUUCUCCGACAGCCGACCUGCCGUGGGUGUCAUCAACAUCCCUGCGGCGAACAUUCGGUCACCCUACGACCAAUUAAUGGUGCGCACCGUGACGCACGAGGUGGCACACACCCUCGGCUUCGACCUCACCCUUUUCGAUGAACUGGAACUCAUUGAUGAAGUGAACAACUUGCGCGGGAAGGACUACGAAGCUCCUGUGCUCAGCAGCCCCACAGUGAUGGCCAAGGUGCGCGAACAGUACGGCUGCCCCACCUUGGAGUUUCUGGAGCUGGAGGAUACGGGUGGUGGAUCUGCUGCCGGCUCGCAUCUUAAGGGGCGCAACGCCAAGGACGAGCUCAUGGCGCCUGUCUCGGCUGCUGGGUACUACACCGCCCUGACCAUGGCCGUCUUCCAGGACCUCGGCUUCUACCAGGCGGACUUCACCAAGGCCGAGGUGAUGCCGUGGGCCAAUCUCGCCAGCUGCGACUUCCUCACCAAUAAGUGCAUGGAGAGGAACAUCACGCAGUGGCCCGGGAUGUUCUGCAACACCACGGAGCCUUCGUAUCGGUGCACCAGCGACCGCCUUAAAAUCGGGAGAUGCAGCAUAACCACGUAUGACGACCCGAUGCCGACAUACUUCCGGUACUUCACCGAAACUUCUGUCGGCGGUCGAAUAUCGUUCAUGGACUACUGCCCGGUUAUCGUGGGCUACGGCACUGCUGCUUGCAAUCAGGACCCAUCGACGGCAUCGCCUACUGUAAAGGAGUUCAGUCUCUUCUCCGACUCGUCGCGCUGCUUGGAUGGAAACUUCGCACCGAAGCACAACACUGGUCCAUCUGACCACUACAACGGCUUGUGCGCCAACGUGAAGUGCGACAGAGCCCACCACACGUACAGCGUCCAGGUGUACGGCAGCAGCGGCUACGUCGCAUGCACGCCGGGCGAGAGUGUUGAGCUGGCCACGAUCAGCACCGCCUUCGUGGAAGGUAGCUACAUUAUCUGCGCGUCGUACGUGGAGGUGUGCCAGGCCAACAUCAAGGGGCUCAUAGACUUCGAGGGAGACGCUGCCGACACAGCGGCGGUGUGA